Messenger RNA from Mus musculus (house mouse), 2403 nucleotides. Its product is annotated as RIKEN cDNA 9930111J21 gene 2. The record is from RefSeq and is marked validated. The transcript has 3 exons. Lineage: Eukaryota; Metazoa; Chordata; Mammalia; Rodentia; Muridae. Bases 268 to 1671 code for a protein of 467 amino acids.
GAAACCUUUUCAGCCAACUCUGUAAACCAGAAACAGAGGUCUGGAAAUAGAAACUAAAUCUUACCCUCAUUGCAGUCCCUCCCUUUAAGGACAAGAGCACCAAGACACCAACACUGUGCAUCGAUCUGUUUCCUGAACAUCCCAGCUUAGAGGAUUCCAAAGAGAGCUACCCCAGUGACCUUGCUCCCAGAGAAGAAGGAGGUGACAUCACAGGAGGGCCACUGGCAUCACGGCUCAGGAACAGUACCAUCGACACACGUCCAAGGCAUGGGUCAGACUUCCUCUUCUACACCCCCUCCAAAAGAGGAUCCUGAUUUGACCUCCAGCUUUGGCACAAAUCUUCAGAAUUUCAAGAUGAAAACCAAAAUCCUGUCUCAGGAAUUAAUUGCCUUCAUUGAAUCAUCCCUAGAGGAUGGAAACCUUCAGGAAACAGUUUCUGCAAUCAGCAGUGCUCUGGGUGGCAUAGAGAAAGCCCCACUGAACAUUGCAGUGAUGGGGGAGACUGGGGCUGGAAAGUCCAGUCUCAUCAAUGCUCUCCAGGGAGUGGGGGAUGAUGAAGAAGGUGCAGCUGCUUCCACAGGGGUGGUACAUACAACCACUGAGAGAACACCAUACACUUACACAAAGUUUCCCAGUGUGACACUGUGGGACCUGCCUGGCAUUGGAUCUACUGCCUUCCAACCACAUGAUUAUCUGAAGAAAAUCGAGUUUGAGGAGUAUGACUUCUUCAUUAUUGUCUCUUCCGGACGCUUUAAACAUAAUGACGCAGAACUUGCCAAAGCCAUUGUGCAAAUGAAUAGGAGUUUCUAUUUUGUUCGAACCCACACAGAUCUUGAUUUAAUGGUUGUAAAACGGAGUAAUCCUAGGAGAUUCAACAGAGAGAACACAUUAAAGCAGAUUCGACAUACCAUUUCAAGUAUGCUUAAGGAAGUUACCCACCAGGAGCCUCCAGUCUUCUUAGUCUCUAACUUUGAUGUGUCUGACUUUGACUUCCCAAAGCUGGAAUCCACCCUUCUGAGCCAGCUCCCAGCCUACAAACACCACAUGUUCAUGCUCACUUUGCCUAUUGUUACAGAUUCCACCAUAGACCGGAAGAGGGAUAUGCUGAAACAAAAGGUCUGGAAGGAAUCCACAAUGCCAAGAGCAUGGGCUACCAUACCAUCCCUGGGACUGACCCAAAAGGACAUGGAGAUGUUGCAACAGACUUUGAAUGACUAUAGAUCUUCCUUUGGCCUGGAUGAGGCAUCACUGGAAAACAUCGCUGAGGAUUUGAACGUGACACUGGAGGAGCUCAAGGCAAACAUUAAGUCUCCACAUUUGCUCUCAGAUGAGCCAGAUACAUCCUUAACGGAGAAACUAUUGAAGUACAUUGGAAAUCCUUACUUUUCAAAGGUUUUCCAUUUGCAAAAUUAUUUCAUUGACACGGUUGCGAGCGAUGUUAAAAUUAUCCUCAGUAAAGAAGAGCUUUUCACAGAGCAGGUGAGCUCAUUCAACUCUAAGGCCUCUCUAUAUCGGGAGGAGUCCGUGGGCAAAGUGUUUCCAGUUGGUCCAGGAAGCACCUUUCUAUUUCAUUUCAUUGAAAUGUUUCAAAGUGACUCUGACGAACUUUGUCAUGUCCAUGUUCUGCUCCUGUUGACAUCCGGGGGCCUCUCUAGUGAGACUGUUACAUGAUGCACUCCUAAGGCUUUUCGUUGUAAAUCAUCUCAUUUCUCUGGUGUUUAUUUGCUUUGUAUUUACGAAGUGUUUCACUUAGAUGGCAUGCUACUUGUCAGUUCCCUUUUGAUCCUACGCUUUGCUGACCCCAUGUGGGACAAUCUGAUGAAGCUUUUCAUACCUGUUUCCCUUUAAGAUGUUCAAGGUUUCCAUAUUACAGUAAGCUCUUUGGGACACAUAGGGUUGCUUUUUGUAUAGCGUGAAGGGUGAGGGUUAGGGUUUAGUCUUGGCUGAUGCCCAGUUUUCCCAAUUCCAUUCUUCAAACAAUGUGUCCUUUGUGCAGUAUGAGUAUUUGGAAGCCUUGCUGAGAUACUGGCUGACUGUAGAUGCAUUCUGUUGCCUGCAUGGUUAUGGAUAUAUUUCUGGGUUCACUCUUUCUGUCAGCUUGAUGGUCCAUGAGUCUGUCUUCAUGCAGUUAUUGGACUGUUUUUGUCACUGUGGCUCUGUGCUAUGCCUUGAAAUCAGGUAUUGUAGUGACUCCUAGCCCUGUUGGUUUUGAUCAAUAUUGUUUUGGCUAUUUGCAGUCUUCUGUGUUCCCAUGUGAGUUUUAUGAUCCCACAGUCCAGUUCUAUUCUUACUGGCAUUGAUGUUCUAGUUGAGAUUGCAUUGAGUCUAUAGAUCACUUUCUGAAGUAUGGACACUUUGACAAUGUUAAAGUUUAUAAACUAUAAACACGGGGAUCUUAGCAUC